ACUUUGAGUGGAGUGGAUGAGUAUGUUGAUUGUUAUUUAUGCUUUUCUGCAAAAUGGUAUAGAAUUGCAAAUAUGAUAUAUCAAAAGAAAUUAUAUGACAUAUGCAAUUCUUUUACUGAAUCUGCUUCUAAAUUUAGAACUGAAUUUUUAUUAGUUUGUUAUGCUGGUUGUUGCUAUGCUAUUGUCAUGGCAAUACCGUGUCAUUUUGACCAUGUUGUCUUGCACUAUAACUUGGCUUUUCUGGUUUUAGUUGGUUCUUACUAAAUUUGCUUACAGAUUGCCAUCACUCAAGAUGUUUAAUGCAUGCGACAAAAACAAAGAGUAAUCUCGGUUUUAUUUUGGCAAUUUCUACAUUUUAUUUGCUCUAAUUUUAGUUCAUUUAUUUUCAUGCUUUGCUACAUGCUGCCAAAAAGUAAACAAUGUUUCUUUAUUUUUAGUGGAAUCAAUGUUUUCUUGUUGAUAUAUUUGUGAAGUUUACUUAUUUUUCUCUCAUGUGUCAUGUGUGCAUCCUGUUCUUGUGGUUUCAAACGUAUGAAAAGCAUCAAAUUGCCCUGUUGACUCUUUUUUUUUCUUUAAAGGCUAGGCUUGUGAGUAUUGGUUGCUCAAGAACUUUGAGUUUGGCAUGGAGAUUGGUUUGUUCACUCUGCACUUUUUCUACUUUGUUCCGUUUACUUGAUUUUGUUCGGAAUUAUUAUAUUAUGGCUAUUACUUUGUUCAACUUACCCUGACUGCUUGGAGAAAAUGCUUUUGAUAUUUCUUGUCUCAUUUCAUUGUCAUGUGGAUCUUUGUAGGAUUGAUGAAUGGAUUGAUCUUACCAUCUUGCAAACUACUUAGAGUGUGUUGACUCGUCCAUCUUAAAGUAGAUUAUUUCUUUCUGAGGUUAUUCUAUUACCUGUUAUCAUAUUAUCUUUUGUUUAGACUUUCCUUUAGUUCCUUUCAUUUAGAGUAGAUUUAGAUUGCGUUGGUUUUUUUUUUUUAACUUUAUUUCUCUUUUCAAAUAUUUUGAUAUGUUUAUGAAUUUUGUGCUUAAUAUCACCAUUGUUUGUGAUUGCCAUGGACAAAUUAAAUAAAACUAAUUCACUUAUUACAUUUUAUGCAGUGAUUGUUUUGAGCUUUUGUGCUAAAGCACACUACAACUCAAUGCAUCCUUUUUGGUAAAUAUCUCCUCUGUGAUUUUGAAAGUUUUUCAUGUAGCGAUUGUUACAAUUUGUUAAUGAUGUUAUAGGCCAAUAAGUAUUGUUUAUACUCUCAUCAAUAUUAUUAUUGCUUGGGUUACAUAGUUAUUGGCAGAUUUCUAUUCUCAUCAAAUUUGUAGUUGCAAUUUUCAGUUAGAGUUCUGAAAAUGGUCAAGAGGAAGAUUACUGGAGAUUUUCCUUUUAUGAUUCUCAUAUUAGAAGUGAACUGAAGGUAGAAAUAACUAAAAAUGUUACAUAAGUUAGAAAAGUUAUUAUGCUAAAAUUAUUUAAUGUUUAGAUUUAGUGAUUAAUAGUAGAGUCUUGACUAGUUUACAUGAAUGUAUAUACUAUAUUGAUGUUACAUGAUGAUCAUUCAGUUAUAAAAUUAUAGUACUUUC
This is a messenger RNA of Rubroshorea leprosula, 1573 nucleotides long. NCBI's taxonomy places the organism in Eukaryota, Viridiplantae, Streptophyta, Magnoliopsida, Malvales, Dipterocarpaceae. The record is from the annotation of a GenBank genome assembly.